Molecule: messenger RNA, 1889 nt
Organism: Chrysoperla carnea
Lineage: Eukaryota; Metazoa; Arthropoda; Insecta; Neuroptera; Chrysopidae
Product: beta-alanine transporter
Exons: 9
Coding region: 165-1853 (562 amino acids)
Biological process (GO): transmembrane transport
Cellular component (GO): membrane
Molecular function (GO): transmembrane transporter activity
Source: RefSeq, a predicted model, not a curated record
UUGUUUAUUUUGGUUCAAUUUCGGUUCUAGUAGCUAAUAAUUUAAAUUAUUUGUUAAUACAAAUUACUUAUCAAUGAACCUCAAUUAAUUUUUGUGUUAGUCGUUAUAAUUUAACGAAAUUUAUAAUCAGUGAUACCUAGUGCCGACUGCAGAGAUAUAUCAAUAUGGAUAUGGAUGAUGUCUUAGCCGAAAUUGGAGAAUGGGGUCGUUAUCAAAAACUUGUGGUUUGGCUCAUUCUACUUCCGGGUGUUUUACCAUGCGGUUUUCAUGCAUAUGAUCAACUAUUUAUGGCUGCUGUACCGCCACAUUGGUGUCGUGUGCCAGAAUUAGAUCCAUGGGUUCAAAAUCAUAUGAAUCAUGUUAUCAAUAUUAGUAUUCCAUUCGAAAAUAAAGAUGGUACGUGGAAACCCAAUGAAUGUAAUGUUUAUGUGCGAAAUUAUUCAACGUUAUCGAAAUUGAGUGGACUUCAACAAUUUAUUAAUGUCCCUUUUGAUACGCCAACUAAAUUCUGUGAUCAUGGAUGGCAUUUUGAUAGAAGUGAUUAUAUUUCAACCGUAGUUACUGAGUGGAAUUUAGUUUGUGAUAAAAAAUUUUACCUGACCUUGGCAUUAAUGUUGUUUGGAGUUGGAGGUCUUGUUGGAAAUUACAUAUUUGGAUAUGUGCAAGACAGUCUAGGUAGACGGCCAGCAUUUUUUAUAUAUUUGGCAAUCCAAUGUUUUUUCGGCAUAGCAACCGCAUUUGCAAGAGAUUAUACAACGUGGCUCAUAUUUAGAAUUGGUGUAGGGUUUACAGUACCAGCAAUUUUAGGAACUCCAUAUGUGUUAGCUAUCGAAUUGGUUGGAACUAAAAAAAGAACACUAUGUACGAUAUUAAUUAAUAUUGCUUAUUCAUUGGCACUAAUUCUUUUAGCGAUUCUCGUUUGGGCUAUACGCGAUUGGAGAUUAUUAGCAUUAUCAACCACACUUCCAUUUGUAUCAUUCUUUUUAUUUUGGUGGGCUUUACCGGAAAGUCCACGAUGGUUAUUGGCAAGAGGAAAAUUCCAAGAAGCAGAUAAGAUAUUUAGGAAAAUAGCAAGAAUGAAUAAAACACGUUUACCGCCAAAUUACUUAACUCUGUUAAAACGUAAAUACGAUUCUGAUCGUUUAUUAUCAAAGAAGAGUGAUACACAACAUUACGGUGUAUUAGAUUUAUUUAAAACGCCAAAUUUAUGUCAAAAAACAUUAAUAAUCACAUUUAUUUGGUUUACUAACACAAGCGUGUACGUUGGAUUGUCAUAUUAUGCACCAGCUUUAGGUGGAGAUGAAUUCCUAAACUUUUUUUUGGCUGGUGCUGUUGAAUUACCAACUUAUAUAUUCUUAUGGCCUGCCAUGGAUUGGAUUGGUAGAAGAUGGACGUUAUGUGCUAGCAUGAUUAUUGGUGGAGUUGCUUGUUUGGCAACAUUUUUAGUAAAAAAUGAUUCCGAAAUAACGCUUGCAUUAUAUUGCAUUGGAAAAAUGGGUAUUUCGUCAUCUUUUGUAGUAUUGCCUUUAAUGGCUUCAGAACUAUAUCCUACUGUUGUAAGAGGCUUAGGAAUGAGUAUGAGUUCUGUGCUGGGAAUGCUUGGACCAAUUUUUAUUCCACUAGUUAAUUAUUUGGGUGGAGAAAUGUUAAUAUUACCUUUGUUGAUUAUGGGUGUAUUAUUAAUAGCUGGUGGAAUAAGCAGUCUUUUAUUACCAGAAACAUUAGGUCAAACAUUACCUCAAAGUUUAGCAGACGGUGAAAAAAUUGGUAUAGGUUGUAUGAAUUUAUGCAAUACUCGUGACCAAAAAGAAGAAAAUAAAUUAAAAAUGAAGAGCGAAGAGACAGCUGUUUGAAAAUUGUGGAUAUUAUACUUAUUUGUUUAUGUUGUU